This is a messenger RNA of Leishmania braziliensis MHOM/BR/75/M2904, 1446 nucleotides long. RefSeq lists its product as hypothetical. Gene Ontology annotation, molecular function: poly(A) binding. The record is from RefSeq and is a predicted model, not a curated record. The transcript has a single exon. The coding region runs from base 1 to 1446 and encodes 481 amino acids. Gene Ontology annotation, cellular component: P-body; PAN complex. NCBI's taxonomy places the organism in Eukaryota, Euglenozoa, Kinetoplastea, Trypanosomatida, Trypanosomatidae. Gene Ontology annotation, biological process: mRNA processing; nuclear-transcribed mRNA poly(A) tail shortening.
AUGAACCCGGUUACUGGUAGCAUUCCCGGGGUUACGAAUGGUGCGUCGAUGAUAUCGCCAACGUUUCCGUCACCUCAUAGCCUGUACAGUUCGCAGCACCACAUGGAUGUGUACCGUACCAACGGCAGCCUUUCGAUGACGGCGGACCCGUUCCCCGCGACGCCGUACACACCCAUCAGUAGUCUCUUCAUGUCUCCCUCCGUGCGCAACUCGCUAACCACCCCGCACUCGGUGCGGCCGCGUCGCCCGGUCACACACGUCACGUCAUCGAAGUUCUCCAUGUACACCACCAUCUACAACCUGGAGUCGGAGCCGAAGGCGAGUGUGAUGAUGCCCAAGGUGCGCAUGCAGGUAUACCAGACGAGUGCGCGGUACACCGGCAAAGACAUUCUCCUGCGUCGGCUGGUGAACGUUCUGGUGAAGGAGGAGGAGUGUGCGGCCGUGAAAGAGGCGUUGCGGCAGUACCGGCACCCCAACCUGGUGCCACUGACGAACCUCUUCGCUACCGAGGAAUUCGUGAUGGGCAGCACUGACGUGAUCAUGGAGUACCGCUACAUCUCAGGGGCAAAGGGCUUGCAGGAGGCCUUCUUUACGGAGGGACGUCGCGCGACGGAGGGGCUGCUGUGGUCCUUCACGUGCCAGCUCGUAGGCCUACUCCGCUCCUUCCACGAGACCCUCAUCCCGUUGCACGGCUUGCACUGGUCAAAGAUCAUCUACGUCGAGACGACCGGCCGAUUCUACUUCACCGGCUUGGGACUGACUGACCUACUAGAACCGCGCAGCGCGACGGUGCAGCAGCACAUUUUCAUGAAGCAAGACAUACAAGCCCUCGGCUUCAUCCUCUUUCAGCUCGCCUCUCGGAACCUCAACGUCAAGCUGGAGACUUUCACAAACAAGCAGCCGCUGCCCGGCUUCUCACAAAGCUUCUGGGAGCUAAUCAAGACAUGCUUGGAGGGACACGCCGACUCGGCGCAGCUGUGUCACGCACUUGGUGAGCGCAUGUCGAUGGAGGUGGGCCACCAGGAGGGACACACAGACUUCCUCAUGUCUCAGUGCCAGAAGGAGAUGCACAACGGUCGUGUGAUGCGCCUGCUCAUCAAGCUGAGCUUUGCUUUAGAGUCGCCCGCUGAGGUACACGAGUAUACAUCGGAGAAUCAGCGCUACGUUCUGCGCCUUUUCAACCAGUUCCUGUUCAACCAGGUGGAUGAGCAGAACCGGGUGAACGUGGACUGGGGCCAUGUGUACCACUGCCUCAACAAGCUGGACAUUGGCUCUGACGAGACGAUCCAACUGAUCGGUACGGACACCAGCAACACGGUGCUGGUCGUGAGCUACGCUGAUUUGCGUGCCAUGCUCGACAGUGUUUUUGAUCGUGUGCAGCAGGUGGCGCAGAUGACGACGGACGUUGAUCCGCAGAGGUACACCAUGUCCCCUGGUAGCAUAUAG